AAAAAUAAACCCAAAACAUAAAGAGACAACGUGAGGGGGGUGUCACAAAGAGCCAUGAAGCCCAUCAGAGCUGCUGCCUUGGUCCUAUCUGUCAUAAACCUGCUCACAGUAUCAGCAAGUACUGCCACUGACGUAAACUCUACAACUUCCCAAGUAUCAUCAAAUACUUCUGGUGUAAACUCAACAAGUUCAGAAGCAACAACCCAAGGUAUUUUGAUUUCAAAUAUAAGUGCUACUAAUGUUACGCCGACUUAUAACGCAUCCACGAAAACAGAUAUAACAGACAGUCAAACAAAGAAUGGAUUUGAAACAUCAACAAGACUGAACCAAUCAACUGAUCAUUACCAUCCUACUGCUACUUCUAGCAAAUUAUUAACUUCUGCUAUUCUGACUAGACAAAGAACAACAAACAGAACAUCAAGCAACACUACAAUAACACCAAGAGAAAACUAUGCAACCAUACCAGAUAUUGGAACAACAGAGAAGACAAAAGACAAUAUUACAGACAAUAUUACAGCUGGUCCUCAAAUUGUUGAUAAAGUGUAUGACCAGGAAGAUACCAGUAAAAAUGACAUUAAUGGUGGAAAACCUACAUCACUAAAGGCUAAGAAAGAGAUUGUGAUUGGAGUGGGCUGUGUCCUGUCUGUGAUCGUUUUGGUUGUCUUAGUAUUUCUCUACAAAAUGUGUCAGAAAAAAGCCCCAGUUUCUGAGAACACUGAAUUAAAAGGAUCUGCUCAAAACAAGGACAGUGUCAAACUGCUUUCUGUAAAAUCAGCAACACCCUACACUGAUGCAAAAAGGAUGUCUUCAAACCAAAUGGAAUUUGUUGAAUGUUGAAGGCUGGUUCCCAAGUGACUACAAAAGUUUAAGCAAAACUCUGUUUCAGUGCUAUAAUUUUAAAUUAACCGGAAUUUCAUUUGUAUGACACGGAUGAAAACAUUUGCAGUAUUUGUGCAUUGCAGGACAGAUGAAAACCUAAAAUAUAAUGCUUUUAAAAAAAAAAAAAUUGAGUAAAGUUAUUUCAUAUUUUGAAACAUUUUUCUAAAUUGUAUUUGAUUCAUUUUACUCUGUAAUUGCAUUAUCCUUUGUCAAUACAGUAUGUUGCCCAACAUUACAAAUGAUAAAUUACUUUUAAUUAUGUUGAGUUAUCUUUGGGGUAGGUAAAUAUGGGGAUGUAUUUAACAAUAAACAAAUGUUUGACUAAGAAAAGACAACAUGCAAUACUCGUAAUUGACAGACUCAUUCUGUAUGCUGCUUCCACACUACUGAUUGCUAAUGAUUGCAAUGUUUACAUUAUCUUCCGUAAAAAAAAAAAUUAGCAUGACAUAUAAAAUAUACAGUUUUUAAUAUGGCUGGAAUGGGCCAAAGGGAGUUCUGGGAUAAAAGGAUAUAUGGGGCAGCAAUUGUCAACUUUGGAACCAGGUUCAGGGCCACACAAACCCCACACCAUGACACCUUGCAUAAAAUGUUGCUUUUCAGAGGUUUAGUGAUAAUGUUAAAGUUACAUAUUGUGGGGAUACAGUACACUGCACUUUGUACAAAUGUAUGUAAUAUGGAACCAGGUACAUGGAAAAAUCUUGAGUAUUCAUUACUCAAUGAUAUUCUCAUUAACUUUAAAGACUCGGCUGAAGUACAGUAUAGUAGGCUGUCUUCACAAGUGGAGUCAUUUGGCUUUUCUGGAUGGAAAAUGUCACAUCACCACACACAUAACAAAAAUUGUCCACAAAGCUAACACAUUUAUUUUACAUGGCUUCCUGGCUCUUUAUGUAUUAUUGUAUUAUAACCACAAAUCUCAAACAAAUUCAUGGAACCUCACUCAUCAUAACCGUCACUUGAUAAAUAAAACUUGUCCUACAAUGA
Molecule: messenger RNA, 1860 nt
Organism: Pseudophryne corroboree (corroboree frog)
Lineage: Eukaryota; Metazoa; Chordata; Amphibia; Anura; Myobatrachidae
Gene: EMCN
Product: endomucin
Exons: 12
Coding region: 55-837 (260 amino acids)
Source: RefSeq, a predicted model, not a curated record